AUGGAUCUGGCCAAUCUUCUCCAUGGUGCUCCGGCCCCCAAGCCCUACUCAUACACAUAUAUCCACAAGCGUCCACAAGCGCCCCUCUUUUCACCAUUUGAGGAAACAAAGUGCUCACUGCCUUCUAUCUCAUCUCUACUUGAGGGUGCAGACAGUGCUCAAAAUACUCAACAAAGCAAGCGCCAACGUAUGAGCCCAUCAGCUCGGGAUCGUGAUGUUCGCUACGACGCCAUCAACCUCCCACCAACACCACCCCUACGCCCAAGCUCAGGAUUAGGCAAUAUCUCCUCACCAGAGUCGAGCAAGUCAAACGACCACUUCCACCGCUCCUCAAUCUCAAGUACCGGAUCAGUCUCUGCAGCCACAAUGUCAGGUCCAUACGCCUCACCAGCACCUAGCGUCUCAUCAUACACAUCCACAACUCAAGACGCUGCCCCAAUGUAUUACCGCCAAACACCAACCUACCAACAAGCAACACCAACAAUAACACAACCGUGCCCUUCUCCCUCUCUCAUUUCCCCAGUCACCCCAGCCUGGCAACAUCACCACUAUUUCCCCCCUUCUUCAACGGCACCCUACCAGCAGACUCACGACCGCUAUAUCUGCCGUACAUGCCACAAGGCAUUUUCCCGUCCUUCUUCUCUGCGCAUUCACUCGCACUCGCAUACGGGCGAGAAACCUUUCCGAUGCACACAUGUCGGUUGUGGAAAGGCUUUCUCAGUGCGUAGUAACAUGAAGCGCCAUGAACGGGGUUGUCACUCUGGUCAUUCGGCUGUUCAAGCCACUGCCCUCGUAUCUUGA
Messenger RNA from Penicillium taxi, 801 nucleotides. RefSeq lists its product as uncharacterized. Gene Ontology annotation, cellular component: nucleus. Gene Ontology annotation, biological process: regulation of transcription by RNA polymerase II. Gene Ontology annotation, molecular function: DNA-binding transcription factor activity, RNA polymerase II-specific; RNA polymerase II cis-regulatory region sequence-specific DNA binding. Bases 1 to 801 code for a protein of 266 amino acids. NCBI's taxonomy places the organism in Eukaryota, Fungi, Ascomycota, Eurotiomycetes, Eurotiales, Aspergillaceae. The record is from RefSeq and is a predicted model, not a curated record. The transcript is spliced from 2 exons.